This is a messenger RNA of Malurus melanocephalus (red-backed fairy wren), 3580 nucleotides long. It is a transcript of the gene CCDC77, whose product is annotated as coiled-coil domain containing 77. The transcript has 11 exons. NCBI's taxonomy places the organism in Eukaryota, Metazoa, Chordata, Aves, Passeriformes, Maluridae. The record is from RefSeq and is a predicted model, not a curated record. The coding region runs from base 223 to 1689 and encodes 488 amino acids. Gene Ontology annotation, cellular component: centrosome.
UGCCGUUUAAGCCGCGGCGGGCCCGAGCGUGGCGGUUGCUCGGCAGUUGGGGCCGUGAGGCGGAGGCGGCGGCUGCAGCGGCGGGACCCCCAUCCCCGGACGUCUUUCCCGGGGCAUUUCCAGCGGGGCUCCCGCCGGGCAUCCCCCCUCCGCCAGCUUCCCGGGGCCUCCCGAAGCCGUUCUUCCCCACCCGCGGAGAGUCGGACGCUCCGCAGGGUCGCGAUGAGCGUGAUGGACUGCCCUGCACGGAUCCCGUGCUGCAGAAGGCUGCCAACYCCCCGUGCCUGUUCCGGAUGUGCUGAUUCCCGCUCUCAAAGCCAGGGAGACUUCACUCCUCUCCCCUCAGUCAGUGAGCGCUUGGCCAGUCUCAAUCCCUCCCAGGAGCUGCUGGAACAUUACCGCAAGAAGAUUGCUGAUUUUGACGAGGAACAUGACGAGCUGAUAAAAAAGCUGGAGAAAUACAAACAAACAUAUGACGAUCAGCACCAAUUGCAAUGGGAAGUCCGUCACUUGGAAGAGGAGAUUGCGGAGCUGCAAAAGGCUUUGAGUGAUAUGCAAGUGUACCUCUUCCAGGAGAGGGAACAAGUCCUUCGGCUGUACUCGGAGAAUGACAGGCUGAAAAUCAGGGAACUGGAGGACAGAAAAAGAAUCCAACAACUCCUGGCUUUAGUGGGAACAGAUGAAGAAGUUACAUAUUUUCGUAAGGAGCCUCCACAAAAGGUUACUGUUAAGCAAAAGCCAGCAGAGUCCCAGGAACAGCAGGAUGAUGUCUCUAGUGCAGGUAUUGAGAGGUGCACUUCAAAACCAUCUGCAAAAGGGCAGAAACCAGAAGGUCCUGAGAGAUAUCCAAGAGAUGAUGAGACACUUCUACUACAGGUGAAGUCUCUGCAAGCUCAGAUAGAAGAACAGACACGAUUAGCUAAGGAACAGGUUGAGGCACUACUUGAGGACAGGCGGAUUCAGAUGGAGGAAUUUGAAGUCCGUCAUCAGAGGGACCAGGACAAGAUAAAAACUUUAACAGAGAAGCUCCAUAAGACUCAGAAUCUCUUAUACGAGAGUACCCGUGACUUUCUCCAGCUCAAGUUUGAUGCCAGAGCUAAUGAGAAAGCAUGGAUGGCAGAGAAGGACAGUCUGUUGAGAAAACUUGGCAAAGAUCUGGAUCAGCUUGUUUUCAGCACAGAGGCAGGAAAAAAGAAGCCCAGCGAGGUGAAGUUGUUUCAACCAAGUAAUGGAGCUUCAAAACCUUCCAGCAGAGAAAUAAAGUUACUGCAAGACAAGCUAAUGCAGGAGAAACAUCUGUCCCACAUGUACAGAGAGCAGUGUGUCUCCCUGGAAGGGGAGGUGGCUAGGAUGCGUGAGGAGAGAGAUGCUGGCAAAGAACUCUUUAAGGAACGCUCAGAAAAAAUGGGCAAGCGCCUGAAAGUCAUGACUCAGCGAUGUGAAUCCUUGGAAAAACGCCGUAGUAUGGAAGUCGAGGGCUUCAAGAAUGACAUUAAACAUCUUCAGCAGAAGCUGAAAGAUGUAGAGAAGCAGAUUUAUAAGGUAGCUCUGAAUUUGGCACCAGACCAAGAUCUUGCAAUUCUACGAGAGGUUCGCCAAGGAAACAAACUAACACGUAAGAUUCAAGGAGAACUAAAAGACUUGAAAACAAAAAUCUAUGGUUUAGAGAAUGAACUACGGAUCUGCUGAAGCUGAACAGGCAUCCUAAUUUAGGAAUGGGACAUUAUAGACUUGGAUAAUCAUAUGCAAGAACAGCCSAUACUUCUCUAUUUCCUGGCAUCCACUGACAGAACUUUAGAGGAAAUCUUCAGUUAAUGUCCUAACAGUACAUGAGCCAUCCCUAGUGUACCAGAUUAUAUUGCUGCUUGAGCUGAGAGAUAGCACCUGAUAAAACUGACUUUAAAAGUACAUGAUGACUGAUAUAACAAACAUGUGUGUGUGACUAUAUCUUCAUAUCUGCGGUCGGGAUCUGUGUUUGCUGUCCUUUGCCUUUAUCUGGGGCAUAUUAUAAGCCACUUACAUGGUUAUAAUGAAAUGAAUAAUCAUAGAAGGAUCUAGUUCAAGAUCUGAAUUUUGGCUGGCAUUUUCCUAUGUGAGAAGCAGCUUUUAAAAUAGUUUAUAUGAUUACUGUUUUGGUGCUUAGCACCUCAGGAUGUAACUGGAAAUUUUCAUAUAGAACAUCUGUACUUAAAUGUCUUAUGUCUGACUCCUGGACAGCAUAAUUGUUUCAAAAUGCCCCCCCUUUGCUUGGUUUUAAUCUAAAUAGAAUAAACCUAACUGAUAUAAUAUGGGAAAAGAUAACCCAUUAUAGAACUCAUCUGCAAGGAUGAGCAACAUGUAUACAAGUUCUGAAUGCUUGGUGGGGAGGGAGAUACUACACUGAUGAGGUUCUUUUCAUCCCCUCCCUCCCAGUUUUUUCACUACACAGAAGGAGCCUGUAAUAAGAGCGAUCACAUAUCUUCCUCAGUCACUGCAUUAUCUGUCUUUGUAGCUCUAAACAAUGUCUUGGUUAUGUGGACCACGAGAAAUCAUGGUUAGCUUUUCUACAGCAGUUGUUGCUACUGAAGGGUAACAAACUAGGGAGGAAGAGCAGGUCCCCAGUUGCUACGUGAGAACUAUAACUGUAGCUAUWUAAUGAUUCUCUAGCCAUAUGGUGAUUAUCUUCAUACCAGACAUCAUGACAUCAUAGUUCUAGAAAACAGAUGAAAUCAUGAAGAAUUAGAACAUGGGUUCAGCUCAGUUUAUAAUUGCAGGUAUUCAUGCUUUUAUUACAGCAUCAGCAAAUCUUGUCUACCUUGCAGCUUGAGAGCAGAUCUGUAGUAGGAAAAGGAUUUCAAUGCCUCUGUUUCCUGCUUUACCUUUUUAUACCUUGUUUCUGAAGUAWACACCAUAUAGGCUACUAGCACUUCCUUUYUCUUUGAGAACUUAGGGAUGAAARCAGGUAAUUUCUUUUGAGUGUGGGAGUCACUGUGCAGAUCCUCUUAAAGUGUUUCAUAGGUAUGUAUGGAAAAGAUGGAUGUUUUUGUGCUGUGAAGAUUURGAGAAGGAAGAAGUUYUUAAAGCAUYAGUUAAAUCAAUGCAGGAGGGGAAAUUCCCUUAUGACAGCAAUACCUACUUUAGUUGUCUUAACCUGUUUGUGACAAGAUUGCUGUCCCUUACAGUCCUGCACUGUGCCUUUAAUUCUGUAUGUGUUCUUGAUCACUGACUUCAGUGUGAGUGGCUGACAGUCUGUACCUGUGUGCUGAAGUACACUGCAGCUUGCAAGGGCCUGUUUUAAAGGAUGUUGCACUGAUUAGUUGAGCUGGAAGUGCUGAGCUGUUCACAAACUGGUUCAUGAACAGCUUGGGUGCCAACACAAUGUAGCCUUCCUUAUUUCAURUUAUCCAUCAUUUAGUCUCACUCUCUCCUAGCUGACUGGCACUUKCUUAGAGAAAUCAAGCUAAUUAAAGUGAGCUUGUAUGUGAAAUAACAUACUACUGGUUUGAAGAUAAAGUAUCAGUUAUUACAAGGCCUAAAAGGCUGUUUCUGAAAAUUGCUGCAUAAUUAAGUCUUAACCCCUGAUUCAGCAGGAUCCAUCUAU